Priceomyces carsonii is the source of this 3222-nucleotide messenger RNA. RefSeq names its product Zcf14p (gene ZCF14). Gene Ontology annotation, cellular component: nucleus. Gene Ontology annotation, biological process: positive regulation of transcription by RNA polymerase II; DNA-templated transcription. Bases 1 to 3222 code for a protein of 1073 amino acids. NCBI's taxonomy places the organism in Eukaryota, Fungi, Ascomycota, Pichiomycetes, Serinales, Debaryomycetaceae. The record is from RefSeq and is a predicted model, not a curated record. The transcript has a single exon. Gene Ontology annotation, molecular function: DNA-binding transcription factor activity, RNA polymerase II-specific; zinc ion binding; RNA polymerase II cis-regulatory region sequence-specific DNA binding.
AUGUAUGGCUCUAAAAAGAGAAAUAGGUUAUCAUUAAGUUGUAAUUAUUGCAAGAAACGAAAGGUUAAGUGCGACAGAGGACGUCCAUGUUCUUCAUGUGUUAGGUAUAAUGUACCAGAUCGUUGUAAAUAUGAUGAGGGCUACAUGAGAAAUGAAGAUGGCUCGAAUACUUCCACAUUUUAUGUCAGAACUGUAUCAAAUGAAGAAGCUAGUGGAUUUUAUGACUAUAGCGUUAACAAAACUAUUCAAAGAGACAGCGAUUUGAGAAAUUACGAAAAUACCACGAAGCCUAGCCUAAUUCAGGCCAGUUUGAAACCCCAUACCAAUGCAGAGCUAGCAGCAGAACUCGAAAACUUGAAACAAAAAUACAAGGAGAUGGAAGGUAUGAUUGUGGGCAAUAAUGACCAUCAGAUUCAAAAUAGAUUUCAAGUAAACUCGAGUUCACCAAGGGUUCCAAAUAAUGACUACAACCUGGGAGAAUACCACAAUUUUGAUAUCUCCGAAUCAAGACCAAUUCAAUUACCGCCAUUAAACUGGAUCCCACUUCCUACUAACCCUGAUACACAUGAAAAAGGGGAGGAUUAUAUGGAUCCGUCAAUUUUAAAGAAGAAUCCUCAGUUUAUUGGCAUCAACCCGUAUUCUUCACCCGACGAUAUUAUAAAUUUUUACGAAGGAUACUCCCCAGUUCAUGUACGUGGUCCAAGAAAAAUGAAUCAUGGACCCUUUUCUUGGUUCUCUUUAGUCAAAAAAGAUCCCUGCUUAAGCAAGUUGUGGGACUUUUUAGUCCAUAAUAAAGUAAACUUUAAUGGUCAACCCUCUGCAUCUGUCGAAAAGCUAUUUGAUAGAGUUGAUGGAACUUUAAGCCAGGGCAAGAAAACUAUAGAAAGGCCAGCAGAAAACUUGGAAGUGCAGUUUCAAGUUAAGGCAAUGGAUAGGGAAGGAUACAAUGAUGUUUUACUGUACAAUGAGUUUCGCACAGCUAUUGAAAACUCAAAAGAGAACAAUAAGCUUACAGUACUAAAUAAAAACGCAAUUUCAUUAGGACUAACAUUUUUUGAAGGUAAGAUUGACCAAGAGUUGAAAUUAAUUGAAAAGAUUGAAGUCGUUUUACCAGAGCAGAAAGUUAUUUGGACACUUAUAAACAAGUUCUUCAAGAAUGUGUAUGCUUUUAUACCUUUCAUUGACGAAAAAUCAUUCAAGUCAGAAAUGAGUAGAAUAAUAGGGCCCGAGGGCUACAAUCAGGUUAAAAUAUCACCUUUGAAGAUUGAAAAGAGAUUAGAUUUUGCUUACGUUGGAAUUUUAUUAUUAAUGUUAAGGCUAUCAUAUUUAUCACUUUUUUCGAACAGGAAGAAGGUGAACGAGCAAAACCUUUCAACGUCAGAUCCAUCGCUCUUUGCACAAGAAAAAAAAUAUUUGCUAUCGCAUCCGAUUAGCAUUGAUAUUGUAGAAAUGGCUGACUUAUGUUUAAAACAGUUUAAUUUGUGUGAGAAAUCUAACUUGAUAAUUUUUCAGUUUGCUUUCAUGACCCGUCUUUAUCGUGUUUUUUCUCCUGAAGAUGGCGAUGGAAGUGAUGGUAGUGACUCACAGGUGUCAACGGGCAUGUUAGUCCAUAUGGCCUAUUCAAUUGGGCUUAACAGAGAUCCUGAUAAUUUUCCUGAGCAAACAUUUGAUAAGAAGACGAACAAUUUAGGGCGAAAACUCUGGUUUUUCUUGGUUAUUGUGGAUUUACUUCAGUCUUACUUUUACGGGAAUCCUUCAACUAUUGAUGCGAAGUAUUUCGAUACAAAGCUACCUUACUAUGUUGCAGGCAAUGAAAAUGUAAACGAUGUGGAAAUUGAAAAAAACGUGAUAAGUACAUUUAGGUAUUUCGAAGCAUAUUAUAAACACUUGAAAAGAAUAUUGGAUUUAACUUUGGCAAUCAAUAGUAAAACUAGAGUCCAAGAGUUAUGUUCUGAUUUGAGCCUGUUCGAGAUAUUCUUGAAUAAUACAUAUGGAUCGUUGAAAAACUUCAUGAUGCCGUUUGACGAAGAUAACUAUCCUUUCCCAUUUGUGAAAACUAUGAAAUGUAAAAAUAGCUUGAAUAUGAAACAUUUUAUGCUUUCUAUCUACUAUUUCAUAUUUUUAUUUUAUGAAGCGAGACAUGACGUUGAAAUGUCUUACUUUUACUUGAGAAAAAUGGUUGCAAUAAUAUGCAUAGAUUUAGUGCCUUGUUUUCAUCAUCUUGUCAGUGAUAAUCAUUUAUAUUUUGGUGAUUCUGCAGAUCUCAUCUUGAACCCAGUCACGCAAUCAAUUUGUCAUCGAGUUUUAUCUUUGUUCUUUGGCUUCUUAGCAAGAAUUAAUUUGCUUGUUUAUACCUACAAGAGAGAUAAAUUACAUUCAAUGAAACUACAAUCAGAUUCAGAAUAUAACUUGAAAUUUUCAAGGUUAUGUCAUUUAUCUAAGUCGUUGGAGAAAAUAUGUUGGUUUACAAUAACAGUGUUGUCAAGGCUCAGUGAGAGGUAUUAUUUCGCUUGGAGAAUCACAAAAGCUAAUAACUUCUGUCUCAAGGCCAUUUGUGGGGAACUCAUAUAUAAAUCAUUAGAAUUUGAAAGCAUUUUUUCAUACUUAGAUGCAGAUAAAUUAGGAGAGCUUGUUUCUUUUACGCUGAGCUGUGAGAACAAUCUCAAGAAGUUCCAAAACCAAUACCCACAGGAGGAUGAUAAACGCCAAGAGUUCAACCGAAGCGGGCAAUCUAAAGCUAAAGAUUUAUCCCCCGAGAAAGGUACGGAAAGUGAUAAGUUCCAUUUAGCUACAGCUCCUUCGACUUAUGAUGGUUCUGGAUUGCCCUCAUUGGGUGAAGAUAGCUUUAAUGCUGAUGAAUUUCAUAUUCUUGAGAAUCCAGAAAUCGACCAAUUGUGGUUCCAAAUGGCAUCCUUGAAAAAUGAAAAAACAGUUACGACUAAGCAAGACCCAGCCAUGAAUGGAACAGGCAAUCCACUUCAAGGCGCUAACUACUCGCAUAAUAACUCUACCGGUUUCAACUCUGCUAAGAGUACUUCAAUGCCGCCCACAGGCGAUACUGGUGAUACCUUACCUUCAUUAGACUUUCCAAUAAGCCCCGCUAGCUGGGAGAUGGGAAUGGACAUCACGCCCACGGAUAAUGUCUUUGACAUAUUCAGCAGUCUUCCCAUUAACAUGCUCUUUGGGCUAGAUGCAAAGCAAGUUACUGAUCCUGCUUCAUAA